Messenger RNA from Solenopsis invicta (red fire ant), 3231 nucleotides. RefSeq names its product probable ATP-dependent RNA helicase DDX43. The transcript is spliced from 11 exons. Gene Ontology annotation, molecular function: RNA binding; RNA helicase activity; ATP binding. Bases 696 to 2750 code for a protein of 684 amino acids. NCBI's taxonomy places the organism in Eukaryota, Metazoa, Arthropoda, Insecta, Hymenoptera, Formicidae. The record is from RefSeq and is a predicted model, not a curated record.
CUUCCGAAUGGGACUUUCGGCUCGACGCCACCAUUAUACUACGCUAUAGACGCACUUAUUGGAUCGGAGCCUAGUCCCAAGUUUGGGAAUCGCGGAGCCAGCAUAUAACGGAAGAAGAAAGUUCGAUUGAGCGAUCUACGGUAGACGACGCAGCUUUUAGAGAAUUUUAAAUUUCAUAUUCUGUCUUCACAUUCGUCUUUCUUUUUAUCUUCUAAGUACUGUAAAUGUACGUUAUGCACACGUGUGCGUCACAUGUAUGCGAUAACGACCGCACGCAUACAAAGUGCGUGUAAAAGAAUCGAUUCUCUUACAGCAAACAGCCACAAACGGCACAACCACGUUGUAGACAAUUGCAGGCGGCAAGAACAAACAAGUGAUAGCUUUUCGUUUUUGCUCGUUUUCAUUUUGUGUUCAUCUGUGAUCUUCGCUAAUUGGGGCCAUUGGAUCAUCUCUGGCGUCGCUAGGGAGAGCUACAGAGCGAAACUCGGGAGCCGAUCACGUGGAUUUGUUGUCACUUUGGUGUGAAAGUUGUGGAACGGUAUAACGGUUCUUAGCGAAUCUGCAAGCGAUCGGAUACACUGGUCACAGUGGUCACCGGCAGUCAUUUCGUGUGAGAGGUGUACGAAGCAUCAAUUCUGCUCGCAUACCUUCUUCAGACUCAGUUUUGAGCACAAGAAUCUCAAUUACUUUCGACAAUGGGUGACUGGGAAGAUAACAGACCGUCGUCAAGGAGGUACGAACGAGGUUUCGAUCAAAGAAGGGAUAAUAGAAGGGAAAGAGACACUCACUUUUAUAAACGCUCUAACACAUCAUCUGGGGAUAAUUGGAAUAAUGAUUCAAGUACAUAUAAUAAUUCGUAUCGUCGCGAAUAUGUUAGGGGGAGUAAUGACAAUAGUACAAAUGGACUUGUUAUGUACGUUGAUACCAAUAAUGUUGGAAAAAUUGUUGGGAGAGGUGGCAGCAAGAUUAAAGCUCUAGAGAGUGAAAGCAAUGCCAGGAUCAAGAUUGACAGACAGCAAGAAGAAAAUGGACAGACUGCUGUGACAUUAAUUGGUACAGAUGAUGAACAGCAACGAGCUAAGAGCUUAAUAGAAGAGUUAUUGAUUGAUAGAAGUAGUGGAUUUGACAGAAAUAGUAGAUUUGACAGAAAUAGUGGAUUUAACAGAAAUAGUGGAUUUAACAGAAGUAGUGAAACUGAUAAAAAUAUGCAGGAAAAUGUAGAAUCUACACAAGGAACAGGAGAUCAACCUGAGCAAAAAGAAAUUGAUUGGGUCAAUUUUGAUUGGUCCAAGGCUAAUCAAGAAUAUGAAAACCAUCAGAAGCAGAAGUGGGCAGCUUUGCCUCCUAUUAUAAAAAAUUUUUAUAAGGAAGAUCCAGCCGUUACCCAUAUGUCGGCAUCGAAAGUAGCUCACAUCAGGAAGAUCAACAAUAAUAUAGAAGUUAAACAUGUUUUCGAGAACGAAGGGGGCACUGACGAAGAGCUGAAAAUACCAAAUCCUGUUGAAACCUUUGAACAAGCUUUUCAAGCAUAUCCAGAUAUCCUCACAGAAAUACGAAAGCAAAACUUCGAAAAACCAAGUCCUAUACAGUGCCAGGCAUGGCCUAUUCUACUGAGUGGUCGAGAUCUCAUUGGGAUUGCUCAAACUGGGACAGGAAAAACUCUUGCUUUUUUAUUGCCUGCUUUGAUCCAUAUCGAUGGACAAGUAACUCCUCGCGACGAGCGUCCUGGACCAAAUGUUCUUGUUAUGGCACCGACGAGAGAAUUGGCAUUGCAGAUUGAAAAAGAAGUAGCAAAGUACUCUUACCGUGGUAUUAAAGCGGUCUGCGUGUACGGUGGCGGAAGUCGCAAAGCACAAGUAGCUACGGUGUCAAGUGGCGUGCAAAUAGUAAUUGCAACUCCCGGAAGAUUAAACGAUCUGGUUCAAGCAAAUAUAUUAGAUGUAUCGGCUGUAACAUAUCUUAUACUUGACGAAGCAGAUCGUAUGUUGGACAUGGGUUUUGAACCGCAAAUUCGUAAGACUCUCCUAGGUGUACGACCAGAUAGGCAAACCGUUAUGACAAGUGCUACAUGGCCUCAGGGUGUAAGACGCUUAGCCCAAUCGUAUAUGAAGAAUCCGCUUCAAGUAUUUGUCGGAUCUCUUGACUUAGCAGCUGUCCACUCUGUGACACAGAAAAUUUAUAUGGUUGAUCAAGACGAGAAAACGGAAUAUAUGCACCAGUUCUUCCAAGAAAUGGGCCCUCAUGAUAAGGCGAUAGUAUUUUUCGGUAAAAAGUCUAAGGUAGACGAUAUCUCUAGCGAUCUGGCUUUAUCGAAUAUCGAAUGCCAGAGCAUUCACGGUGAUAGAGAUCAAGCAGAUAGGGAACAGGCGUUAGAAGAUUUGAAGAGUGGAACUGUUCAAAUCCUUCUCGCGACUGACGUGGCUAGUCGAGGAAUUGAUAUUGAAGAUGUUACACAUGUAUUGAACUAUGACUUCCCACGAGAUAUAGAAGAAUACGUUCACAGAGUUGGCCGUACCGGACGCGCAGGUCGAACAGGCGAAAGUAUUACUUUUAUGACACGACAGGAUUGGCAUCAUGCGAAAGCGCUUAUAGAUAUUCUUGAAGAGGCUAAUCAAGAAGUACCUGAAGAAGUGUACAAAAUGGCUGAAAGAUAUGAUGCAUGGAAACAGAAAAAAGACGCAGAACAAUCGAGUCUAAGAGGCAACAGAUAUGGUAACAGCGGUAGACGCGAACGUUAUCGUAGAACUUAAAAACGAUCAAUACUAAGAAUUAAAAUUACAUUUAAUAUGCGAAAUUAGUACCAGAUUUUGUAUGAAACUGCAUUUUGUCUAAUACUGAUUUUAGUUGAUAUAAUCUUAUUUAUAAGAUUAAAAGAACAAUGUAAUGUUAUUUUUCUUUUCUUAUCAGUAACCAAAGUUAAAUAUCUAUAAUUUAAGAUUUAAGUUUAAAUGCCAUUACCAUUUAAAAUGCGUUCGCAUGUGACACAUGGGAAUGAAGUGGAAUAUAUUGUAACUAGUAAUAGUUUCGACUUAAUAUUAUUUUAAUUACCAAUAUGGUAAAAUAUAAUUUUGUAUUACAAUGUUUAUUAGUAUUCAGUAUGUUAAUUCGCAUAUUUUAUUUUUGUUUUUCAAGUUCAAUAUUAUACAAUUUUAUCAAUUGUUCGAAAGACAUUUAUAUUUAUAGCAUUUACAGUAUUCGAGUUUGGUUAAUAAAAUAUUUUUUUUUAAAUAA